AUGUCAGCAGCGGUUAGUUCGCCGCAAGGAGGAAAUUCUCAUCUCAACGACGACACGGCAGGGAUGGGUGGUGCUGGCCUGCAGACUGAGGCGCAUGCCACGCUAUCCCUGCUAAGCGAAAAGCUUCUGGCGAAGUUAAACGCAACACUACGCGAUUGCCGGGCGGAGCGGGACGAGUUGACGAGUAGUGUCGAGUCUCAACUGCGCGACAUGCGCACCGAGGCGAUGACGACGCGGGGUGAGCAACGACAGCUGCAACGUGAGAUGCGUGCCUUGCAGGAAAAGCUGCAGGGCGCUGUCAUUCAGCGCGCCUCCAUGAUGGCGGGGAGCGCGGAGAGACUCUCCGUGCAGGCACUGGCAAAUGCGGCGCGACAGUUAACUCGCGACAUGCGGCAGGGGCUGGGCGACGUUGAACUUUUAAAGGCUUCCGUCUUUCACAGCCGGCUCACGCGGGAGGAACUGCAGCAGGGAGAGGACGCGGAGGAUGAGGCGCUGGAGGUACGACUGCGGCAGGCCGAGAUGAUGAACGAUGAGUUGCGUUGUACGGCGUUAAAUCUUCGGGAGCAGAAUGCGCAACUUGCAACUGCUCUGCAGCACAGCGCGGAUAUUCUGCAGCAGUCGCAGCGGUGUGUGGCGCAGCAGCAGGUGCAUCUGCGGCAGAUAACAGACAAGUUCGAUCGGGUGCAGGCGGAACACGAUCGUGUUGUGGGCACAGUAGAGUCGCUUGUUCACUCCUUGGAGCAAUACAAGGCGAGCCGCGGUGAGACGCUGCGAAAGCUGGAGAAAACUCUCGUGGAAUGGGAGCAGCAGUUCCACCAACAACGAAAGCAACGACAUUGUUUUGGCACGGAGAUGACGAGCAGCGUCCGCAUCCGUGGCGGCAUGCCAUGGGAGCGUCACCACGACGGUUCUUUGAAGGACACGGCGACCCUGCGUCCUUUGCGGCAGCGUUUGGAGCAUUUCUACGGCAUUUACAACCCCGAAAAAAUUUCAUCAGUGAGCGCCAUUAUUGAGGAGUACAGGGGUGCUGAAGAAGAACUCAUGGCGUCGCUCGAGGUGCAUUAUGGUGCGUUUGGUUUUUUUUCACACAACUAA
Molecule: messenger RNA, 1095 nt
Organism: Trypanosoma conorhini
Lineage: Eukaryota; Euglenozoa; Kinetoplastea; Trypanosomatida; Trypanosomatidae
Exons: 1
Coding region: 1-1095 (364 amino acids)
Source: RefSeq, a predicted model, not a curated record